UGGGAGGCGAGAUCAGCUCCGACCUGUCCCUGCUGGAUUACCUGCGCGUGAGCAAUGAUCUGCGCAGCACCAAGUACAUGUGCCGGGAAGGCGGCUGUGGCGCAUGCGUCGUCGCCGCCGCGCGGCCCGGCGAGCGACCGCACGCUGUCAACUCUUGUCUCGUAUCCGUCACAUCUUGUCAAGAUUGGGAGAUAACCACCAUCGAGGACAUUGGCAACCGUCUGAAGGGCUACCACCCGCUGCAGAAGACCCUCGCUAAGCUCCACGGCACUCAGUGCGGAUACUGCUCGCCUGGAUGGGUCAUGGCCAUGUAUGGCCUCCUGCAAAGUAAAGAGAAGCUGACAAUGCUGGAGAUAGAGCAGUCUUUAGGCAGCAACAUCUGCAGGUGCACAGGAUACAGGCCCAUCCUGGAGGCCUUCAAGAAGUUCGCCAGCGACGCACCCAAAGAGAACAUACUUGAUAUUGAAGAACUCACCAUUUGCAAGAAAAGUGGCGAAACAUGCCGUAAAAGCAAGUGCAGCGAAAGCGACUGGUGCAUAGUGGAGGCAGAAGACCUGAAAUUACCUGAAAGAUUAGAGAUCCAGCUGAAAGAUGGCAAGUCCUGGUUCAGGGUGCAGUUCGUUGCUGAUGUGUUUGAAGUGCUGCGGAGAGAGGGAGAUGACUGUUACAUGUUCGUUGCUGGAAAUACUGCUAAAGGAGCGUACCCCAUAGACGAAUAUCCUCGGAUCCUCAUAGACAUCAGCAACGUUCAGGAGCUCAAAGGCUACCAUUUCGAUCAAAACCUGGUGCUGGGUGCCGGCAACACUCUUACAGAGACCAUGGACAUAUUCCAACAACUAGCGAAUUCGGUGGACUCAUUCUGGUAUCUGGAGAAGUUGAGGGAGCAUUUGAUGUUGGUUGCGCAUAUACCUGUUAGAAAUUUGGGAACAAUCGCCGGCAAUUUAAUGAUAAAGCAUCAACACAAUGAAUUCCAAUCAGACAUAUUCCUUUUGCUUGAAACUGUUGGCGCAUACCUUACUAUAGUGGACCAUUACGGAGUGCACAUAUCGGUGACGCCGGAAUCCUUCCUCCGAGUGGAUAUGAGAGGAAAGGUCAUCAUGAACGUCCUGUUCCCGCCUCUCAGCCAUUCAUACAAAUUCGUAUCGUUUAAGAUAAUGCCGCGUACCCAAAACGCCCACGCUAUAGUUAACGCUGCGUUCCUAUACAAGUUCUGCGCACCGCAAGACCACGUAUGUCUAGCUCGUAUGGUCUUCGGUGGGCUGUCUCCUCACUUCAUACACGCCAAGAAUACUGAGAGGUUUCUUCUUGGAAGACAGUUGUUCUCCAACGACACCCUGCAGAGCGCCAUCAAGGUCCUGCUGCAGGAGCUAGUGGUGGUGGACAAUCUUCCGGAACCUUCGGCCAACUAUAGGAGAGACCUUGCUGUGAAUUUGUUUUAUAAGGGUCUUCUGUCAUUAUGUCCUAGUAACAUCGUCUCGCCUAAAUACGCUUCUGGUGGGAUCGUUCUCAGCAAAACUCGCCCCGUCUCUGAUGGCCGGCAGAUAUUUACCACAAAUCCCAUGUUGUGGCCCCUCAACCAGCCUAUUGAGAAGGUUGAGGCACUGAUCCAGUGCGCUGGUGAAGCGCCAUACACGGAAGACCUGCCGGCCCUCCCGCGGGAAGUAUUUGGAGCAUUUGUUCUGGCCAGAGUCCCAGUUGGCGAUAUUGACCAAAUUGAUGCCAAUGAAGCCUUGCAUCACCCAGGUGUAGUAGCAUUCUACUCAGCAAAAGACAUUCCAGGCGUCAACUCCUUCACUCCAGGGGACAACCCUUUCUUCCUAGCCCAAGAAGAGCUAUUCUGCUCUGGUCCCGUCAAAUACAACGGCCAAGUCAUUGGAAUCCUAGUAGCUGAGACUAGAACUAUUGCAGAAUACGCCGCCAAACUUGUUCAAGUCAGAUAUAAAAAUGUUAAGAAGCCAGUCAUUGAUAUAAAAGUUGCGAAGAAAGAUACGAACAGGACUAAAUUGGGACAAGCAGUCCCGGCUACUAGUAAAGGAUCAGAAAUUACUAAAGUGAUCAAGGGUGAAGAAACGAUAUAUCAACAGACGCACUUUUGUAUGGAAGUGCUAGUGAGUGUGGCAAAGCCGACGGAGGAGGGUUUGGAGGUACAUUGCACUACGCAGCAUAUGGACGGGGUGCAGUAUAUGAUAUCGCGGGCUCUCAAGAUACCGGAGAAUAAAAUAGACGUACACGUGCGUCGCUUGGGCGGUGCGUACGGGAUAAAGAUAUCCCGAGGGAACCAGGCGGCGGUAGCAAGCGCCCUGGUUACACAAAAGCUGAACCGUCCCUGCAGGAUAAUAUUAUCCCUUACUACGCAGAGCCACGCUGUGGGGAAGCGGCUGCCAUGUUCUACUGAAUAUGAGGUAGCAGUAGAUUCUAUUGGCAGAAUCCAAUACUGCAACGAGAACCUCUACAUGGACCACGGCUACGUCGUCGACGAGCCCCUGUUCCUGGCGACGCUGGACGUCUUCAACAACUGCUAUGAGAAGGCGCGGUUCGACUAUAAGGUGUUCAAUGUGACUACGGACACUGCGAGUAAUACGUGGUGCCGGUCACCGGGAACUCUGGAAGCUAUUGCUUCAGCCGAAUUCAUCAUGGAGCGUAUCGCAUACGAGCUAUCGCAAGAUCCUUUAGAAGUGCGACUGCGAAAUCUAGACCCUGCCUAUACUGAUCUGAGAGAACAAGUAGACCGAAUAAAAGCAGAUGGACAAUAUGAUGAAAGAAGAGCAUUUGUUGAUAAAUUUAACAGUCAAAACAGGUGGAAGAAGAGAGGCUUGAGAUUUUCCCUUCUAAGAUGGCAGCCUUUCGGUGGACAAUAUUUUGAUAUAACCCUCUCAGUUUACCAUGACGAUGGAAGUGUUACUCUAACUCAUGGCGGAAUAGAAAUGGGCCAAGGUCUGAAUACGAAAGCUGUUCAAAUUGCUGCAUAUUUUCUAGGAAUAUCGAUUGAUAAGAUACAAAUCAAGGGCAACAAUACGAUAAUCAAUCCUAAUGGGUUUAUAUCUGGGGGUAGUUUGACGUCGAUAAAUAUUGGGAUAGGUGUUCAGCGGUGUUGUGAGGAACUCCUAAUCCGGUUGGCGCCUAUAAGGAAAGAUAAUCCUAGUGCGACGUGGGAGGCGUUGGUCAAGGCAGCAUUUAACGCUAAUGUGGACUUGCAGACGCAUGGGUUUGUGACGAUGGCUGAUACGCAGAAAGUGGAUGUGUAUGGUGUGACGCUGGCAGAGGUAGAGGUGGACAUCUUGACUGGAGAGUGGGAGGUGAUACGCGUUGAUGUGUUGGAAGAUGUUGGACAAAGCGUCAGCCCUGAGAUUGAUAUCGGACAAGUCGAAGGUGCCUUCAUCAUGGGGCUGGGCUACUGGACGUGCGAGCAGCUGGUGAUCGACCCUCGCACGGGCGGGGUGCUCACGGACCGCACCUGGAACUACCAUGUGCCACAGGCCAGGGACAUCCCGCAGGACUUCCGGGUGUAUUUCCGGAACAGGUCUUACUCUGAACCUAGACUCCUUGGCGCUAAAUCAAUCGGCGAGCCUCCGAUCUGCAUGUCAGUGGCCGUGGCUUACGCACUGCGCGAAGCCAUUGUGGCUGCCAGAAGCGACGCCGGAAAACCCUCCAAUCAAUGGGUCCAGAUAGAUGGCCCGUACACUAGGGAGAAAAUACAGCAGAACACAGCUACUAAGUUUAAUGAUUUUAAAUAUUAUUGAAAUGAAUAU
Messenger RNA from Cydia fagiglandana, 3749 nucleotides. RefSeq names its product xanthine dehydrogenase-like. The coding region runs from base 78 to 3740 and encodes 1220 amino acids. The transcript is spliced from 18 exons. Gene Ontology annotation, molecular function: iron ion binding; oxidoreductase activity; FAD binding. The record is from RefSeq and is a predicted model, not a curated record. NCBI's taxonomy places the organism in Eukaryota, Metazoa, Arthropoda, Insecta, Lepidoptera, Tortricidae.